Messenger RNA from Synchiropus splendidus (mandarinfish), 7816 nucleotides. It is a transcript of the gene msi2b, whose product is annotated as musashi RNA-binding protein 2b. Gene Ontology annotation, molecular function: RNA binding. Lineage: Eukaryota; Metazoa; Chordata; Actinopteri; Syngnathiformes; Callionymidae. The transcript is spliced from 15 exons. Bases 150 to 1373 code for a protein of 407 amino acids. The record is from RefSeq and is a predicted model, not a curated record. Gene Ontology annotation, cellular component: cytoplasm.
GGGAGCAGGGGGCUGAGCCGAUCCCACGUGUGACGCUUUCAUUCCCGGCUCAGUAAUAUUCUCAUAGCGGGGCUUUGCAUAUCUCCUGCCCGUAUCUGUGUGCGUCUGUCACUGUUACUGUAGUCCCAGCCUAUAGUUUUGGACUAGACAUGGAAGGAGACGGGAGUCAAGCCACCUCCGGAAGCCUAAAUGAUUCACAACAUGACCCGGGUAAAAUGUUUAUCGGUGGCCUCAGCUGGCAAACAUCACCAGACAGCCUUAGAGACUAUUUUAGUAAAUUUGGAGAAAUAAGAGAAUGUAUGGUGAUGAGAGACCCCACGACGAAACGCUCAAGAGGAUUUGGGUUUGUUACGUUUACAGACGCCGCCAGCGUAGAUAAAGUCUUAGCUCAGCAACACCACGAAUUAGACUCAAAGACGAUUGAUCCUAAGGUUGCCUUUCCUCGUCGCGCCCAGCCUAAGAUGGUCACAAGAACGAAGAAAAUAUUUGUGGGCGGUUUAUCUGCCAAUACAGUAGUUGAAGAUGUCAAGCAGUAUUUUGAACAGUUUGGAAAGGUUGAUGACGCCAUGCUUAUGUUUGAUAAGACGACUAACAGACAUAGAGGAUUUGGUUUCAUAACUUUUGAGAGUGAAGACAUCGUAGAGAAAGUCUGUGAAAUUCAUUUUCAUGAAAUCAAUAAUAAAAUGGUAGAAUGUAAGAAAGCCCAGCCCAAGGAGGUGAUGUUCCCGCCGGGCACACGGGGGCGAGCCAGGGGUCUGCCCUACACCAUGGAUGCCUUCAUGUUGGGGAUGGGCAUGCUGAGUUACCCUAAUAUUGUGGCAACGUAUGGCCGUGGAUACACUGGAUUUGCACCCAGCUACAGCUACCAGUUCCCUGGCUUCCCAGCGACGGCGUAUGGACCGGUGGCAGCGGCAGCGGUAGCAGCAGCGCGUGGCUCAGGUAGGGGGGCCCGUGGAAGAGGCGGCUACUUGGCGUACCCACAGAGCACAGGGCCAGGCCUCCCCGAUUAUGGGUUUUACUCUGCGCCCAGUGACCAGAGGGGGGGGCCCUGCUCCUUUGCUGACUAUGGUUCGCUGGGGCCCCAAGCGGCUCAGAUGCUGCACAGUGAGCAUGCCACCUCCGCCUGCAACUCCCCCCUCCAGCACCUACACAGCCCGGAUCAAUUUAAGAACCAAGGCACCAACCCUUCAAGGCCCGGUGGGUUCCCCGGUGCCAACAGUCCCGGGCCUGUGGCAGAUCUGUACGGACCUAGCAGCCAGGACUCGGCUGUGGGCAACUACAUCAGUGCUGCUAGCCCCCAGCCCGGAUCUGGUUUUGGACCCAGCAUCACUGGCCCGUUGAUUGCGACAGCUUUUACAAAUGGAUACCAUUGAGCAGGUGGCUGGUUGCCAUCUCGUCAGAGCAGAGUCUGUCUGGUGGUCCGGGGAAAUCAGGGCGGAGUUUCUAAUUGGCUUUGUGUGCAGGUGACGCUUUUCAACCUUCAAGCACUACAGCGUCACCGGGGCAAAUGGAGAGACAGUCGGAGCCGGCCGACCGAGAAAAGAACACGUUAAGUCAUCUCAGAAAAUAACUGCUGUACUAUAUUCCAAACCUCCUAUUACUCCCUUUACCUGGUUUGGUUCCAGUAUCACCACCGAUUCUUUCCCCCGUCAGCUUUCUUUUUUUUUUUUUUUUCCUCUGUCGAUGAUCAGUCCUUCCCUUGGAUGAUGUUUCGUGCAUAUGGUUUUCGGAAUUGAGAAAAAUCUCAGAUAAAGAAAAAAAAAAUCCAUCUUGGGACGAUUUGCUGAAAAAUACUCAAGUUUUAAGGAAAAAUUUGAAGGUAUAAAAGUAAUAAAUCUUAGUAGCGGUUUUAUUUCUUGUGAUGUCUCAUUGUUAACCAUAAUGACCUAUUUUUGGGCAAUACGAAGAGGACUUCAAUAUUUUUAUGGUCCUUUUUUAUAAGUGUCAUUUUAUUUGUUGUUUAGAAGUAUAUAAAUAUAUAUAAAUAUAUGCUAUAACAAAAUUUCAUAUUACUACAUUGUGAAUUGAAACUUGAGAAAAAGAAAUGUAGCUGUACAUAUUAUUCCAGUCACUGCAUAUAACCCACUCAGUGAGAGAAUAGCAUAUUUUUGUGGUGGUGUGUCAAAGAACUAGCGUGUGAAUAGACGAAGAAAAAAAAAAGCUGUAAACACUUAUUAUUCUACUUUUCCUGCUGGAAACAUCACACACAAAACGCGCUCUGUAAAUACUCAAGCUGAAUAAUUUUACAAGUGUCAUACCAGCAAAUUUGCAGUCAACACUGUUUUAAGAAGAAAAAAAUAUAUAUAUAUAUUACAAAAAAACGCAAGUUGAAAUUGGUAUCUUUUGUCUAACUGUUCAAGUAUCGCUAUCAUUUCAAAGCAGAGAUAAAAAAAAAAUGAAUCCAAAGCACACUGUACUUAGAUGUAAACAGCAGUUUUCCGGUGCAUCCUGACACUUUUCUACUCCAGAGGAUCUUGUUUGUUUUGGUUUUUUUUAUGGUUUGUUUCAUCCUGCUUGUUCCUGAUCCAGUCUUGAUGUACUGCUUGUUCCUCGGAUUCAAAUAAGGAAAGUUUUGAUAUCAUACCUCAGCCGCCAGAUUGUUGGAAUCGACGGCAGGUUUAAUUUAUUCAACAACGAUGAAAAAAAGGAAAAAAAAAAAGAAAAAAAAAACACUGAACGGUAACGCAGCGGUUUAUCAUUGCACUGUGAGUAGUCGAGUACAGGCCACUUCCUAUUUGCACAUGUACAUGUUGGCUUUUGUAAGAAACGGCCCUGUGCUUUGGGAUAACAUGAAGGUUUUCCUUUUUUGGAUGAUAUUCUGAAACUUUGGAAAUAGAAGAGACUAUUUAUGGAGACAUUGAACUUCACUCUGGCUACGUUCACGUUACCAUUUGAUUUUGGGCUCGGCUGUCAAGUGAGCAUUAAUACCGUGCUCCCUUUCUUUUCUACUUUGAAAGCAAAUCAAUCGCCUUGUUGUACGGAACCUUUUCGACAAAAUAUGACGAUAGACUUCUGCACAUUUAUUUAUGGACUCGUUUGUAAGUUUGAGGUUGUUUUUCCAAAGCUUGUCCAGUAAAUUCAUACUAGACUUGUUUCUUAAUUUAUAUAACGGCAACAGUGAGUUUUGUAAAAUAAUAUCUUAUUUAUUGUCCAAUAUUUAUCCUGGACUUGACAGGGUCAAUAAACACACACACGCGCGCUCGCGCACACACACAUACACACACACACACACACAUAUAUAUAUAUAUAUAUAUCCAUUGAAGUGGAAUCAGUGUUAUGACUUCUGUGUUCUGUCAGUUUGAUGGACAGCAUUUCACAACGCAAACUCUCAAAGGAGUUGUGUGAACGUAGCCUCAGUGCCGCAGCACCUGGUUCAUGAUUUCACUUCAUAAAAAAACAAAACAAAAGAUGGAAUAAUAGGAACUGCUUUUUUUUUUUUUUUAAACGAAAGUCACUGAUGGCGCGAAUGGUGUGUAUUCUGAAAAAAAACACUGUUGAUUUCUGUUUUAUUUUUCUGUAUCAUUUCAAAAACGACCAGGUGAAAGAAAUAUGCUGGAUUAUAUGGAGGUAUGUUCAAGUAAUAACUUUAAAAAAAAAAACGACAAAAAAAACUGUAAUGUUCAAAUGUUGAAGAAAAUAUAAAAGUGUGGAAAAAAAAACUAUAAAAAAGAUGUUUCUUUGCAGAUAUCAAGUCUAAUCCAAAUUUUAUUGAUACUUUGUGGUUUCUAUAUGAAUACUUGUAAUAUAGUAUUAAACUGUACUGUGCAUCCAUUGCUUUCUCUCUCUCCAUCCCCAUCUUCUGUUGAUCAUCCCGUGUUCCAUCAGUGUGUGAAGAACUCCUUGUAAACAGAGUGCUGUCUUUGAUACCAGUGUAGUGCUCUUUGUUGUUCUCCCUCGCUCUACCUCUCCCCCCUCCCCCCUCCCUCAUACUUACCCCCCCCACCCUGCCUCCCCCGCUCCCCUCGCACUCUUUUUCUAUCUCCUGUAUUUAGAUGUUCUAUAGGACUCAUUAAUAUGAUACUCGUAGUGACUAGUGGGUUUUUAGGCUCAGUCAAGAUAGACGUUCUUCUCACCCAAGAUUCUUUUGCUUGUGAUUUCUAUCCCCGUGUGUGUUUUCCGUUGCUCACAUGGUGUCAGCGAACCAAAGCUCUCGUUGAGGAACAGUGGCUGUCAGAUGGGAAGUGUACACAAGGCAUUAAUCAGACCCCCACCCUUGAAUGUUUUUUUAAAAAAAGAGGGGUGCGCCAUACUACCUUAAAUGCUAAGGCUCGAUAUGCAAAACGGAGUUUUCAUCAAGAACACAAGCUGUUCUAAUAGUUCAAGUGCUCUUUGAUUCAUCUUUUAUUCAAAAAAAUACACUUUCACACCACUGAUUGUCAGGACAGUUCCAAAAAUAGACUUUUUUUUUUUUUUUUUUUUUUGAAGAGUCCACCUGCUACUUUGAAAUCAGAGCGAGGCUGAUUAGGAGGUGCUUUAGAGUCGGGUCCCCGAUGUCAGAGCGGGACCCCAACGCCGAGGAGUGCUGGGACAAAUCAGAGCAGGAGAGGUUUCCAGGCCGCAUCACCACUCGGGACGGGGAUGAUUGAAGUGCAGGUAGCGCAGCGGCCUCCUGUUUACAGCAGACGCAGCGUUGCUGGCAAAAACAAAGCUGUUCACGCUGCGAGCCCACUCCAGCUGAUGGUUUGGGAGGAUGGUUCAACCUCAUUUUUACACUGGAUGUUGCAUUUACAUCACGGCGUGGGGUCGGCCAAUGAAAUAGUCUGUUUCAUCCCGUCGGUUGUCAACUUCCAUGGCGAGCCAACGGUAAUGGCGGCGCUUCGUCUGCGGUCACGCGACGUCGACUGCUUUUUUUUUUUUUUUAACUGAUGAAUGUAAUUACACCCACAUUAUGUAAUGAUCUGUCGCAUUUUGUUAUAAUAACCCAGAAGCAAUAUGUCAGGAGCCUCUCUCUUUUCACAGACACCGCAGUCUGGAGUGACAGCGGCUGCACUGUUUACACACAUUAUACACAUGAUGAUGAUGAAGUUCCUCAAGAGGAAAACAGUAGAUAGAUCUCAGUGUUUUGGAAGAAUCUGAAGCACCGUCCGACCAGAUGAGAAAUGCUUGCGCAAAAGCACACACGUCGGUGCAUGCUCUUUUCAGAGGGUUGUUUUUUAUAUAGCAAAAUGUGACAGGAAAGCACGUAAGGCGGGUGUUCUUACACGCGUAACACUGCGUCCUGAAUUUAUUGAGAUAUUGUUAACACGUCGCUGGAGAAUCCAUCAGGAGGUGAAAGUGCCCUUUUGAAGUGGACAGCCAGUAUGACAGUACACAAUCUUAUGUGUUUAUUAAGAGUCUGACCUUGUCCUUGACAGCUUUACUGAGAGUUCACCAAUCAGCCACAACAUUGCGACCACACAGAGAUUAGCUCUCACUGGUGGAACCUGCGCUUAUGAAUGGUUCCUGUGUCCAGCCAGGGUGACCAUGCUGACCCCUUUACACCAUCAGGGUGAAUGUGAGCGUCACAACUGGACCGUAAAGUGGCUGCGCACAUGAGAAUGGUUCAGGCCCACUGGUUGGGAAUGGCUUUGUUGCAUGUGGUGAGGUGUCAUGAAACAGCGUCCUCAUUUUGCCGCUCACUGCUGUAACCUCAUGAUGCUUUUGAACUGAGAGCGCCACCUACUGAAAAUGAGGUCACAGUUUCAUGAAACCUCAGGCCGUCACUGCUGAAUGACUUUUUUUUAGUCAGUGUUUUUUCAACUGAGGUGCCGCGUGAGAGAGUGCCAGGUGUGCCGUGGGAAAAUGAUCCAGUUUCACCUCGUGUCCAGAGACAGAGGUGGGUGAUACGAUGACAUUAAGUCAUGACAAUUUGAGCGUGUUGAUGAUCAACCAAGGUGAGCAGAUCACAUGGAUUCGCUGACAUUCUUUCUCUCCACUCUACUGUAGAGCUCCAGUGUGUUGAUGCGCUGAUCUGUCCGUCAGUCAAAGCAGCGCUGCUGUGGUGCGCGGCGCUCCUCUUCCCACACACUCACAGACAAGAAGCCGCUCUCAUGCGCAACUUCUAGCUGUUUUUAAGCUAACAGAGCUAACGGCUAAUGUGACGUCUCACUUCAAAACUAUUGAUACCAGUACAUGGACUGUCAAAGUUUGCUUUGUGGUUUAAACGUUGGCAUGCACAACAAAAUAAAUGCGCUCCAAAAUGUCAAAGAAUAAUAAGCAAGUUCAGGCGAAGAACGCUAAAGAUUUGGCUGGAAACUCAAAAAUACAAUACAAUCAUGCAAAAGAGAAGUGAUCGAAACAUCAAAAUCAAUCAAAACAGUUAUUUAAAGUAAGUGAAUUAAAAAUUAAAUCAAAUUAUGUAUUUUGCUGUAUUCCCCGCCCCUUUCUGGACACAUUUGAAACAAAUACAUUUCCAGCAAUUUGCUUCUGCAGUCUGGCAAAAUAACAACAGAGUGUCAGUAGCUACAGUUUUUCAUAAAUGAAGAGGGAUUUUCUAUAGGACUUUAAGCACAAGUGCGCUUUGGCCAAGGUUCCUUUGAGAGUGUGCCUGUGGAUUUUUUAAUUGAACCAAGGCUGCCCUGGCUAGAAAAAGGUUGAAAAACACUGAACUAACAGAAUGCAUUUGAAUUUCAAUUCUUCAUAUUAGGUGACCAUCUUGAGCGGUAUGAGUUCCUGUCUCACAGCUCCACCUGAGAAGGCUCCGAAAGUAAAUUCACUUAGCUCAUACAGUCAUGUUAGAAAUAGAUUUUCCACUGAUGAGUAGAUAAAGCUUCAUGAAACAGUGUCCUCAUUUUCAGACUCCGCUAGACGUUUGGCUUUGCACCACUGUUUCAACUAACUCAUGAGCGCCACCCACUGAGCUCAGCAAAUGAGGAUACUGUUUCAUGAAACCUUUCGCUCUGCUAUCUGGGCCAAAAUGGCAGCAGUUAAGUGCCAACUGGGCCUUAAAGGGUUCACAGACUUUUCAAGAGUCUGAAUGAGUCACAGCUGCCUCAAUUCGUCUUGGCAGCAGUAUGUUAUGGCUGAUUUGUGAACAACAAGCUUGAAUGACAGCCUCAUGUUAGCUUCAACGUUUAAAGUUGAUCUGUGUGAAUUGACUUCUAUACAUUUACAACCAUUCCAAGGCAUUAGUCCGGCAAUAACAACCAUAACCAACACAGUCGAGUGUUUAAACAGAUGCUGCUGGUGUUCUUUUUAGUUCCAUCAGAAUUCCCAUGUGUUCAUGCCGACGCUCAUCACAAAACUGGUGCAGAAGUAUUCUUAAAAAGACAAACUUGAAUCCCACCUGUGUUGCUGUAGCUUAGACUUUAAGGUAGCAUGGCUCUGUUGCUGUCCUUUUGUUUUUCCUCUCCAAACUGACAGCAGUUUACAGCUGAUGAAUGUUACACAUUUUCGUAGACUAGCCAAUCCAUUCGGGGCGAGGGCAAGGGGUCUUUGGUUUCAGAAAACAACAACACGGUAACAACAACGAUAACAAAAGACAAAAAAAGCAGUCCGCCCGAACAGGGCCGGCGUUUGUAGUGUACUACCGUAUCCAUUUAAACUUGAAUCUUCAGGCAAGUGUUAGGCAAUGGCCAAAAUCUGUAUCUCCCCCUCCACCACCUCCCUUGAUCACAGUGGUUAAAAAAAAACAGUUACUCAUGGUCGCCUGAACUGAGCGUUACUACCGGCGAUGACAGAGGAAGAGGAGGCAAACGUGUCUUUAUUUCCUGUUUUUGUGUUGAGGGGUGAACUUUGUCGUCACUUCAGACCCACCUCCAUUUGUCAGACUUCCAUGUAAAUUGCAAUAUAUCUUCAUGUGUGUGUGUCCUGUGUGUGAUAAAUAUAUACUUCCUCA